CUGAUUUCAAAAGUGAAAGCUCUAAUCUCUGACUCUUAGGCCCAAAUCGAGAUCAGAACCGCGCUCCUCUGUCUUUUACUCCCGUCAUUCCCAAUCUGAGAGCAGAAGUAACGGUGGUGCUCUUCGUUUCCGUUUCCGUUUCCGCUUGCGAAUAUGACUAAGUUCCGGAAACUAGGUCGACCCACGGGUCACCGAAUGUCCAUGCUCAGAACCAUGGUCUCCCAGCUCAUCAAGCACGAGCGCAUCGAAACCACUGUUGCCAAGGCUAAAGAAGUUCGCAGACUCGCUGAUAACAUGGUUCAGCUUGGCAAGGAGGGUUCUCUGUGUGCUGCAAGGCGCGCUGGUGCUUUUGUGAGAGGAGAUGAUGUCCUUCACAAACUCUUUACUGAACUCUCUUAUCGUUACAAGGAUAGAGAAGGUGGAUACACCAGAGUUCUAAGGACUCGAAUUCGAGUUGGUGAUGCUGCACCGCUGGCCUAUAUCGAGUUUGUUGACCGGGAAAAUGAGCUUAGACAGUCGAAGCCGCCAACACCACAACCACCACAGAGAGCCGCAAUUGACCCCUGGACCAGAUCUCGUCUCACUAGGCAGUUUGCACCUCCUAAAGAGGAAAAACCAGACUCUGGAUUAUGAUCUUAUUCAAAUGAAUGUAAUACAAGUACUUCUAUUUUUAUCUUGUGAUAUCUGAAUUUUUGUUGCUCUUGUUUUGCCUGCUCCCCACAAUGAUUUCCAAAUCAGGCUCUUCCCGUGUCCCUUAAGCUAGAAGUUUUUCCUCAAUGUGUAAUAAUGGGAUUGAAAUUGUAGCCGAGGUAAUGAAAAUAUCAUUAUUUUAUAACUUC
Molecule: messenger RNA, 839 nt
Organism: Arachis duranensis
Lineage: Eukaryota; Viridiplantae; Streptophyta; Magnoliopsida; Fabales; Fabaceae
Exons: 5
Coding region: 154-633 (159 amino acids)
Biological process (GO): translation
Cellular component (GO): ribosome; large ribosomal subunit
Molecular function (GO): structural constituent of ribosome
Source: RefSeq, a predicted model, not a curated record